CCUUGACAACCGAAGCGGGGCUGCGCUUCGGGCCCGGCCGCGGCCCCGGCGGGAGCAGCAUCCCCUGCUGGGGAAGCGUUUCCCGCCGCCUCCGCCGAAGCCGGGCCUGCUUUCUCGAUGCCCGGGGCCGACCGCUAGCCUCGGCUCCUUCCCGGAACCGCCCCGCCUGUCACCGUAAGAGGACCAUGGGCGAACCGGCAGAGGGGAAAAAGGAAGAAGCGGAUUAUAAGAGAGUUCACACCUUCCCUCUGGUCAGGCACACGGAUAUGCCGGAAGAGAUGCGGGUGGAAGCCAUGGAGCUGUGCGUCACGGCCUGCGAGAAGUUUGCCACCAACAACGAGAGUGCUGCCAAGAUGAUCAAAGAGACGAUGGAUAAGAAGUUUGGAUCCUCCUGGCACGUGGUGAUUGGCGAGGGCUUUGGCUUUGAAAUCACCCACGAGGUGAAGAAUCUUCUCUACAUGUUCUUCGGAGGCAGCUUGGCUGUGUGUGUCUGGAAGUGUUCCUGAUAGCCCCACCUCCCACACACUCAGUCCCACCCCCAAACCCCACUGCCCCCUUCAACCUGCAGCAGGGUGGAGAAGCAGCCUCAGGCAGGCCCUGGCUUUUAGAAGGGAAGUUAGGGUUUUUUUCUUUUUCUAGCAUAGGGCCAGUUUUCUGGGUUACAUGCGCUCUCUCUCUCCCUCUCUCUCUUCCCCACCUCCUGUGUGUAUGUGUGUGUGUGUCUGUCCCCCCCCAAUUUAUGGACUAUUUCACCCUGAGAAUAGGGGCAUUGGGGAGGGGCAGGUGGGGAUUUAUCCUUGAAAGGUGAUUCCAGAUUGAAAAGGAGGAGCAGGGAGCCCAGUAAACCCCACUCACUCCUCAUCUCUGUCUUGUCUUCCCCCCGCACCCCGUCCCAUCCAGGUGUCACAGUUUGGAAUAACUCCGGGUGCUGGUCCCCUCCUCGUCCCCGCACCCGCUCACCAUCCCACCCCCGGCACCUGGCUAGGUCUCUCCCUUUCUCCCCAGUGUAGGCAGGGACCACCUCUUGAUUGACAGCUAAAUGUUCUCCUGCCUCUCUUCUUUCCCUGCUCUCCCCAACACCCUCCCCCCACCACCCAUAAUGAAUCGUCCCUAUCAUCUCCUCCAUAACGGGACCAUGUCUGAAAGGGGGUGGAAAACCGGCUUCUUAACCAUUCACGUCCCUCAGCCACCGUGCAGCCCCACUACCCAUUUUCACCCUUCUACCCCUUGCACAGCUGACAGCACACAGGGGCGGAGGGAAGGGGCUCUUCCCAGCUGGGGUACCUUAGCCUUGGACCGUCACCCAUACCACUGCUGAGGUAAGAGGUCAAGACUCCCCCCACCCCCCAGCAACCCCCAAUUCCAAACACUAACUUCCUCGGGGAGAGCUGGGUGGCCUCCACCUUAUUCAUCGGGAACCUCCUGUACGUUUGUACUUCUCAGUGGCGGUUUUUCUAUUUUAUUUUUAAGCGUUGCGGGAGGGAGUCGAUCGGAUGGACCGUAUUUUACAGAACGAUGUAUUUAUAUGAACGUUUUGGGGUUUGACAAUUAAAACGACCGAAACCAGA
This is a messenger RNA of Ornithorhynchus anatinus (platypus), 1568 nucleotides long. RefSeq names its product dynein axonemal light chain 4 (gene DNAL4). Gene Ontology annotation, biological process: microtubule-based process. NCBI's taxonomy places the organism in Eukaryota, Metazoa, Chordata, Mammalia, Monotremata, Ornithorhynchidae. The record is from RefSeq and is a predicted model, not a curated record. Gene Ontology annotation, cellular component: dynein complex. Gene Ontology annotation, molecular function: dynein light intermediate chain binding; dynein intermediate chain binding. The transcript is spliced from 4 exons. Bases 186 to 506 code for a protein of 106 amino acids.